GGUGGCCCAGCACAAUGAGAGCUCAGAGGGGACUCAUCUUACUCCUGCUGCUUCUGGCUGUCUUCUGUUCCACAGCUGUUAGCCUGAGAUGCUACCACUGUUUAGACCCGGUUUCUUCAUGCAAAAUAAACAGCACUUGCUCUCCUAACCAGGAUACCUGUCUCUAUGCUGUAUUCGGAAUGCAAGUGUAUCGACAGUGUUGGAAACGUUCGGAAUGUAAUGGCGAGUCCAUUAUGAACCUAUUAGAAGUGACAAAAGUAACAUACAGAUGCUGCCAGUUUAACUUGUGUAACAAAAAUAACGGAUCAUUGGGGAAGUCAGCAUUGCUGGGGACCUCGGUUCUGGUGGCCAUUUUGAAUCUUUGUUUCUUAAGUCAUCUCUAAGUCCCUGAUGUCUCCUUUCUGUCUGUCUCUCUUUUUCCUGCUGCUGCAGCAGUCUAAAGCCUUUGUUAUUUUCCGGCUGUAUUCAUUACGAAACAAUAAAGUUCACUUGGACAUCUUGGACAAGAGGGAGGAGUUUAAGCAGUGUGGAAGAGCACCAUGCACACCGGGAGGGCCCGCUUGCAGUUGCAGAAUGAAGUAGGAGGGUAGAACACCUAUAGGUUAUAUAAUCUUCCUUUGCCUGGCAUUCAGUUUCAGCUUAAGGGAGUUCCCAGCAACCCUCAGGUAUAGCUCUCUGGUUCCUUCACUGUAGCUGAAGAGUGAGAUCAGAGAGUACCUUUAGGAGUGAGUGGGCCAGGAGGAUUCUCUUCACCACUCUGACCCGUUCAAAAUGCUUUCAUAAUCUUCACGGGUCCU
This is a messenger RNA of Mus pahari (shrew mouse), 797 nucleotides long. RefSeq names its product CD59A glycoprotein-like. Lineage: Eukaryota; Metazoa; Chordata; Mammalia; Rodentia; Muridae. The transcript has a single exon. Gene Ontology annotation, cellular component: plasma membrane. Gene Ontology annotation, molecular function: complement binding. The record is from RefSeq and is a predicted model, not a curated record. Gene Ontology annotation, biological process: negative regulation of activation of membrane attack complex. Bases 15 to 383 code for a protein of 122 amino acids.